GACAGCAAUCGCAUGCUGAUUUUUGUAGGUUAUAUUUAUGGAAACAAAUCGAUUUUAGAAUCAACAAAAAUGGAUAUAGACAGUGAUUUACCAAGUUGUGUACAGGCGAAACUUAAGUCAGAUACUGGAGAAGAAACUGGAAGUCCUCUCGACUUGCCAUUGAAUAUAACCAGAGAUCAAUUACAGUUGAUAUGUAAUGCUCUUCUUCAAGAGGAAGAUAAACCCUUUCUGUUCUUUGUCAAAGAUGUGGAAAUAACAUCUACGCUGCAAGAUGCACUCGACUUGAAAAUUUUAAAUUCUGAAGAAGUAAUAGAAAUAAUAUAUCAACAGCAAGCCGUAUUUAGAGUAAGACCAGUAACUAGGUGUACCAGUUCUAUACCUGGACAUGCUGAAGCAGUAAUAUCUACACAUUUUAGUCCUUCUGGGAAACAACUAGCUAGUGGGUCGGGAGACACUACUGUUAGAUUUUGGGAUUUGCACACCCAGACGCCAUUGCACGAGUGUAAAGGUCACACAAACUGGGUGUUAUGUAUAAGCUGGUCCCCAGAUGGUUUAAAACUGGCGUCAGCAUGCAAGCAAGGAAGAAUAAUCAUAUGGGACCCACAAACAGGCAAACAGAUUGGAAGAACUAUGACAGGCCAUAGGCAAUGGGUUACAGCCUUAGCUUGGGAGCCAUAUCAUAGGAACUCUGAAUGUAGAAAAUUAGCUAGCUCAUCUAAAGAUGGUGACGUUAGGAUAUGGGACACAGUGACCGGACUCACCAUUCUCAGCUUAACCGGACAUUCCAAGGCUGUGACUUCUGUGAAAUGGGGUGGCAGUGGACUCAUAUACACAUCUUCCCAGGAUAGAACCAUCAAGGUUUGGCGUGCAGAUGAUGGAGUACUAUGUAGGAUCCUUGAAGGACAUGCCCAUUGGGUGAACACAUUGGCAUUAAGUACCGACUAUGUGUUAAGGACUGGCCCGUUCCAUCCAGUGAUGGACCAGCAAGGAACUACCAGUGACAAAAACAUUCUUCAACAACGCGCCCUGGAGAGGUACGAAGCUGUAUGCAAACAAGGUGCUGAAAAGCUGGUGUCUGGCUCUGAUGACUUCACACUCUUCCUGUGGCUUCCGGAGAAGGAUAAAAAGCCAUUGGCGCGGAUGACAGGCCAUCAACAGCUCAUUAAUGAUGUGAAGUUUUCACCUGAUACUAGGAUGAUAGCAUCAGCAUCUUUUGAUAAGUCUGUAAAGCUGUGGGAAGCUGCAACUGGAAAGUUUAUCACCACACUACGAGGACAUGUGCAGGCUGUAUAUAUGGUGGCAUGGUCAGCAGACUCCAGGCUGCUCCUCAGUUCUAGUGCUGACUCUACUUUGAAAGUGUGGAACAUAAAAACCAAGAAACUAGAAUUAGAUUUGCCAGGGCAUGCAGAUGAAGUGUAUGCAGUGGAUUGGUCACCAGAUGGUGCAUAUGUGGCUUCAGGAGGCAAAGACAAAGUUUUAAAAUUGUGGCAACAUUGAAACCUCAUCUUAAUUGUUAAGAAUCCUUUAUUUAUAGAAAUAAAAUGUUACAAUAAUUUUGUAAAGGUACAUUAAACAGAUGUUACUUGA
Molecule: messenger RNA, 1587 nt
Organism: Pectinophora gossypiella (pink bollworm)
Lineage: Eukaryota; Metazoa; Arthropoda; Insecta; Lepidoptera; Gelechiidae
Gene: Nle
Product: notchless protein homolog 1
Exons: 10
Coding region: 13-1497 (494 amino acids)
Biological process (GO): Notch signaling pathway; ribosomal large subunit assembly
Cellular component (GO): nucleolus
Molecular function (GO): protein binding
Source: RefSeq, a predicted model, not a curated record